AUGGCUACCUCUGUCGCUCAAAAACGUCUCUUCCACGAAUACAAGAACCUAUCCACCAACCCGCCAGAGGGCAUCACCGCAGGCCCCGUAACAGAAGAUGACAUGUUCUACUGGGAAGCCCUGAUUCAGGGCCCCGAGGGCACGCCCUUUGAAGGUGGGGUGUUCGCCGCCGAGCUUAAGUUCCCAAAGGACUACCCACUGAGUCCGCCCACUAUGAAAUUCGUCGGCGGCGGGGUAUGGCAUCCGAAUGUAUACCCUAACGGAACGGUUUGCAUAUCCAUUCUCCACCCUCCCGGCGACGACCCGAACCACUACGAACACGCCUCAGAGCGCUGGUCGCCCAUCCAGAGCGUGGAGAAGAUCCUGAUCUCGGUCAUGAGUAUGCUGGCCGAGCCGAACGAUGAGAGUCCCGCCAAUGUCGAGGCUGCCAAGAUGUGGCGCGAGCGGAGACCCGAGUAUGAGAAGAAGGUCCGGGAUGAGGUGCGAAAGGGCCUCGGAUUGUAA
Molecule: messenger RNA, 504 nt
Organism: Penicillium alfredii
Lineage: Eukaryota; Fungi; Ascomycota; Eurotiomycetes; Eurotiales; Aspergillaceae
Product: E2 ubiquitin-conjugating protein UBC7
Exons: 2
Coding region: 1-504 (167 amino acids)
Cellular component (GO): cytosol; endoplasmic reticulum
Source: RefSeq, a predicted model, not a curated record